AUGGGGAGGGCCCGUGGAAGGGGUGUCACUGCUCGCUUCACGCUUCAAGAGGCUGCAGCAGAGGCGGCGGGGCUGAGCCGCGGAGGAGACGGGGUUUGUAGCAGCCUCCGCAUUUCUCCUUGCAGCCCCAGCGCCACCGCCCCUCGCCGGGCCGCGGCGCGCGUUAGGCCGCGCAAAGUGAGCGCGGGCGCCGGCCGGCUGCACCUCACCCGGGACCGGAGGGCAGAGCGCGGUGGGGCCGCGGCGGGGGUACUGCGCGAGCCGGGCGGCCCGCGCGUCUCCGGGGCGCACCAGCUGCGGCUGCCACCGGGCCGCGGCCGGGGUGCGGCGGCGCCGGGGACACUGGACCUAGCGCUGCAGUAUGUGCUGGCUCUCUACCACUGCCAUGUGUUCCUGAAGCGCUUCCUGCGCUUGCGGUACCGGCGGCAGCCAGAGCAGCGGCAGCAGCCGCAGCAUCGGCCCGGCGCGCCCCCCGCCCCUCUGGGCGCCCGGGCCCCUGUGGCUGCAGGUGGCCGGAGGCGACUACCCCGAGACACUCGGGGCGUCGGAGGAGCCUCCGGUCAGGGGCUGCCGGACCCGCUCCGCUUUCUUUUCUUCGGAAUGCACGGCUUUUUGGAUGAGAUCUUCUUCACUUUCUUCUUUAACUUACUGGGGCAGGGAGACGGGGCCACCAGCGGCCACACGUCGCUCUGGUCCUUCUUUAUUUAUGGCAGCUGCAGUUUUGUGGUGGAAAAGCUCUACUUCCACCUGCACUGCAGUCGUGGCUGGAGCGCUUGGAAGCGCGUGCCCAUCUACGUGGUCUUCGUCUAUGUGUGGGAGUUGUCCUGGGGUCUGGGACUCCGCAUGUGCGGUGCUUGUUCCUGGGACUAUUCUCACUACCCGCUCAAUUUCAUGGGCCUCAUCACCCUGAUGUAUUUACCUGGUUGGAUAUUUCUUAGUGUGUACCAGGACCUACUCUCCAACGUGUUGUGGCGGGUGCAGUACCUACCGACCAAAUAAGACAAAACAAAACAAAACAAAAGUCACUGGAUUCCCACGAAGCAAUUCGAUUUCCUUUUACACGUUUAAAACGGAGUGGGUUUUUUUAGCCUUUUAAUUUUUAUACGUUUUACUAAAUUCUUACAAUAGGUUUUAUUGGACCCUUUAGUUUUUAUGACACUUUGGAACCUAUGCAUAAUAAUACAAUAUUUCAAAAUACUGCUCAAGACAUAAAGUACUUGUCAAUAUUGAAAACCCCUUACAAGCCCAAGCAGUAAAACCAUCAUACCUUAACUUCAGAACCUGUAGUAUGUUCACUUUUGGGGGCGUAGGUGGGUGAUAACUACUAAUUUUUUUUUUUUUUUAAGUGAGGAGGUUAUUCAGAUCAGAAAUCAGUGAUCUUUACAAGAUUUGGCGAAAUUUUCUGAUUUAAUGGUUUGUUUACUUUCUUUUUAAUCCAAUUUCAUUUUAAUUCCUUGCCAUACUUACCAAUCACUGCUGAAACUCAGUAUCUUGUACUUCUAAAACUACAGUUAAUAGCUCUUAAAGUGCCUCCCUCUACUACACAAGUGAAAAAGAAACUGACAAAUGUGAAAACACAUCCUAUGGAUACAGUUUUAAACUCAGACAGGUGACACUGUGUUAAGAUAUUUGAUCUCCAUCCUGGAAAUGAUUGUUUUCCAAUGUGGAUUAGCCUUAAAUGCCAAGUGUGUUAACAUUGAUUAGAUUUUAUGUUAUCUAUGGCUGUAAAUUUUUGUUGUAAAAUGUUUACCUUGUAUGCCCAAAGUCCAAGCAAAGUUAUACCACUCAAUAGUGUUCUAACCCUAAGGACUUUUGCUACAUGGCGCUUCAAGAAUAGAAACGAUUCCUUGGAAUAAAAUGAACCUAAAUGUUCAUUAUACUCGCCUUUGGCCUAAUUGUUUACCGUGACCACAGAUACGUGUUUUCAGUGUACUUCUGCUACGGCUCACUUGUAAACAUCUUUCUUUUUGCUUCUGGGCCCACAGAGGUUUGGGGCCAAACCUUGAUGUGGUAAUGUGCAUUAUAAAUCCGUGAUAGCUUUAUGGUGACUCGUUAUUAAUGUCUGGAAGCUCCAAAGUUAAAUGAGAUGGUAAAAACCAUUUUAAGAAAUCAUGUCUAAUCGAUUAAUAAUGUACUUUAAGAUUGUUUGUUGUUUUUAUUAUAGUGAGAAAAGACAAGUAGAAUUGGGCGUGGCUCAGCAAAGGAUGACUAAUACCUUCUCAGUUUUUAUUACAAACGUAAUUAGAAAAACUUACAGUGUGUACAAAUGAAUAGUUUCUGCUUCAAACUAUUAGCUCAUCUGUACUAUGAAAGGGGCUUAUUUCUGUUUUCAGAAAAUGUUUGCUAUGGUAGUAAAAACGAAUAUGUAUUUAGAUGGUUUUCAGGAAUAAUUUUGAGAAUGUUAUUUUUUAAUCCAUUCUCUGAGGUUGCAAGGUAACUUAUAAGUAAUGCAAGAUAAUCAGCCCUACCUGUGAAAUGGAUCGUGUCACACUGAAUAUUUUAGCUGGUCAAAGUUGAAGAGCAGCUAUUGAAAGGAAGCUAAGUGUUUGCAGAAAGUAAAAGCGUCAGCUUAUGACACUUGGCCAUAAAGGAUUUCUGAAAGCCUUGGCGUGGACAAAGUGUUAAGUAUGGACACUAAAGUUAGUCAGAAACUGAGCAAAAUAUUUGUAAUACAAAUGUGACACACACACCGGAAUCUGAGUGAAGUGUGGCACCACUCCACACCACACAUUCCUGUGAAUGUUUAACCACAUCCUUGGCUUCUAGAAUACUUGUUAAAUGUACAGGUUUGCACUCAUAUCCUCUCCUGCACUCUACUGCUCCUCAUCCCUGCUUUCCUGCUUGCCAGCAUUCUUGGGGUAAGAAAUCUGUCAAGAGGUGAGAAAGAAAGCCUGUUAAUCCUAUUUUAAAAAUUGUUUUGUGUUUUAUUUUAU
Messenger RNA from Panthera uncia (snow leopard), 2933 nucleotides. It is a transcript of the gene TMEM229A, whose product is annotated as transmembrane protein 229A. Lineage: Eukaryota; Metazoa; Chordata; Mammalia; Carnivora; Felidae. Bases 1 to 999 code for a protein of 332 amino acids. The transcript has 2 exons. The record is from RefSeq and is a predicted model, not a curated record.